Molecule: messenger RNA, 3910 nt
Organism: Pecten maximus
Lineage: Eukaryota; Metazoa; Mollusca; Bivalvia; Pectinida; Pectinidae
Exons: 2
Coding region: 1-1464 (487 amino acids)
Biological process (GO): negative regulation of transcription by RNA polymerase II
Cellular component (GO): cytoplasm; nucleus
Molecular function (GO): transcription factor binding; transcription corepressor activity
Source: RefSeq, a predicted model, not a curated record
AUGGACCUCGGACACGGGAAGGGUUCAGUUUGCACGUGUCAUCCAGUGUCUUACAGUAGUAACACACUUGAGAGACUUCUCGUGCAUGGACCAGACGCCUACAACUCGUUUUACAACUCUCAUAGACAGCCAUCGGUCUGCAAUAAGGCAGCCAUGGACAACAUUCAGGGUUUAGGUCACGUCGGUCACAAUAAUAGACACAACACAACACUUCAAAGUGUUUUGUUGGGUCAGGUACCUGCUGAAUAUUCUCAUCUGGCUUCCGGUCAAAAUUCCAUGAGAGAUAUGCUAUCUCCAAAUGUACCUCAUCAAAGUUCCACCUCGAAUAACGUCUCAACUUUAAGGAUUCCAAGUUACCAUGACAACGUUUUGCCAUCAUCUUCACCGCGUCAUAUUCCGUCUCCACAUGUCUUGACGUCAUCACCUCACUCGCCUUCGCCACGUCACAUCUCGUCAUCGCCUCAUUGUAGGCUCUCUCCUGCACACAUGACGCCACCAAGACACAUGUCGUCACCAUCUGAAUACACGUCCUCAACACACAUGACGUCACCAAGGCACGUGUCGUCACCAUCGCGACAGCAUGUCCCAUCACCAUAUUCAACAAACUCUGCCUGUUCACCAUUCAACCAAUCCGAAUCUUGCCAAGACGAACCCAUAGAUCUGUCAUGCAAAGGGUCGAGCACAGAUGACAAUGACAGUGUCAUGUCAGAAUCUCCUAAAUCGGAUGCUGGUUCAUCCUUGUUAAGGAACCUUCUUUGUAUUGGCAAGAACUUGGAUAUAGACGAACAGUGUCCCAGUAACAGUAUGGAAUUAGAUUCUGCAUCCACAACCAUUUCGAGCAAUACCCGUGUAACAUUAGCCAAGAAAAACAUGUUGCCGGUCAGCUCUCGAGUCUCAGAUUGGUUAGUGAAAAUUGUUCAAUUCUCAAAGUCCAUUCCUGAAUUUCAGAACUUAUCUCAUAAUGACAAAGUCACACUGAUUCUGAAUUCCUGGACGAGAUUGCUCAUGCUUUACAUGUCGGAGAGCAACUUCCAAUUUGCUGUCACCCCGACACACAACGGUCGAGCUUCAGAAGAGGAUGCUCCAUCGACCACUCCAACCCCAGACACCCCUACCAUGAAGUCGGUUGAAAGUGUGCAGAACUUUGUUAAGAAGUGUCAGAAUAUGAACCUUGACCAGAAAGAAUAUGCAUUCCUAAGAAUGGCCGUCCUCUUCAAUGCAGGUUACGUUGGAUUGGACAGACCCGGUAUGGUUGACCAAUUGAAUUCCCUGAUACAGCAGCUUUUGCAAGAACACGUCCGAUUGGUCCGACCCAAUGACGUCAUGCAUUACUCACGGUUAUUGUUGUUACUCCCUGCCUUAUAUGGUAUCAACUGUAAAAUGAUUGAAAAUCUCUUUUGUGGCCACAUCAACGGAAAUAUGGACAUGGAAGUGCUGUUGAAAGAAAUGAUUCAAAAUUUGUGAUUGGGAGCAAGAAUAUGAAACAAACUUUGAAAGGACACAAUAUAUGAUACUAUAAUUUGUGAUUAUAGUACACAAAAUCUGAUUGGACACACAACCAUGGUACAUCUUUUGUGAUUGGGUGAUAAUAUAAGACAGGCAGUUUGAUUGGACAAAUAGCCAUGGUACACAUUUUGUGUCAUGGCUUCAGCGGUUAGACCGUGAAAGACCGUUUACAAGUCUUCGUCUCGUGCUGCUAAUUAAACGAUGAUUGAUAAAGUGAUAAAUAUAGACAAAAAGCCACGUGAUACAAGACGUUCAUUAUACGAUGUAUUCAUUACGGCUACGAGGCCAAAACAAUUCAAUUGUGUGUUUCAGGUUUCCUUAUUUGCUGCUUGCCUACCAUUAACAUCAGGACAUCUAGUUGACUCGUUUAAGUAAUUUCAGAAGUAAAAAAUAUCUAAUUUCAGAAAUCUGAAGGGCUAAAACAUAGUCAAAUUGACAUGUUACGUGAAUCCGAAAUCUCAUUUCAUUGAAUCAAUUACAACUGGGUCAACUGGAAGUCCUGAUUAUUGUGGAUACCUGCUAGUAAUGACAACAACAUAAAAACGUUAAACAGUAAUCGAACGAUUUUAUCAACAAUGCAAAAUAUGUUUUUAUAAGACAACUUUUUUUCCUGUCACGGUAUCAUUUUUGACAGGAAACAUGAAAAUUUUCGUUGUUUUUGUUCGGUCAUCAGACUACACAAAUAUCUAGUUCUGGCAACUAGCCUCAUUUUCAGUCCAGUCAUUCCAAACUGAUAUUUUCUUAAAUUACCUCAGUGUGUUUUUUGUUUUAAAUUAUUAUUAUUAUAAUUAAUAUUAUUGGUAUUGUGUUAUGUGUGACCAUAUCAGAAACAACAUUCGAAUAUAUAUGUUACUACCACCCAUUCAAUAUACCAUAUCAAAUGUAAAGGUGUUACAGGCAACAGAUGCCAUGACCUACUUUCUAAGGUAACGAUAACUACUGUAAACGUACAUAUUUUAGCGGUAAUUUUAUUUUAGCGCUUUGCGCGCUGGAAGCCUUGCGCUAAAUUAUGAUUGCGCUAAUUACUUUUUGUACGUUUUAUUUCUAUAGAAAGUUCUGUGGAUGCGCUAAUUCAUCAUUGCGCUAACUGGCUAAAAUCUGCAAAUGAGCUAAAAUUUGAUUGCGCUAAAAUAAGUACGUUUACAGUAUUUAAAAAAAACAACAUAAGCCUUUGAUUUGAUUGAAGGAUUUGCUUAUAUCGGAUACUAUUAUCAAAACACCUACCUUUCGGCACAUCUGUAUUAGUCUUAUCUUGCCAGAGCUGUUGUACUGUAAAAAAAAACCGCAGCCGUAUCAUGUAUUUUAAAUACAACCAUCCAGAGGGUGACUUAAUUAGGUCAAACAUUGACCUAGUUAGGUAUAUUUAACCUCGACCAAAUUAGAAACAUUUUCAAAUCCUUUAUAUUAGGAUUGGUAGAUUUGUAUAUUAACAUAGUCUAAGUUAUAUUUUCCAAGUAGUAAUUUAUUUGUUUAUUUCUAGACUAUAUUAUUUUUUUCUAUUUUCUAUGGUUUUGUACAUAUGUAAAGCCACUGUGAGUCGGAGAAGGGACGGUAAUGGUUUACACGUACUUAACUAGUUUACAGCACAUGACUCAGUACGUCUCAAUUCUAUUGGCGAAAGAUUUUUUGUUUAUUAUCUAAUUCAGAAAUAUACACAAAUCAUUGAUCGGUUUAACCGUCAUAAUGAUAGAUUUGAUAAACAAACAAAAAAUGAGGUGGAAAAUAACUGUUUUAUCAUACAAUUAAAGUUACGGGUUAAAUGUACAAAUUACCUAUACAAAGUAAUCAAAACAAAGCGGUGUAAGAUUUUCUAGAAUCCGAAAUGCCAUUAACUGUCCACUGUAUCAGUGUUAGGGAGUACUGAUGUGCUGUCUGUCCAACACGUGGUUUUGUUCCACGUUUACCGGUGAUCACAGCUGUGACUAUAUCAUUAUUUUGCUGUAUGAGAGAAUUCUGUCAUUUGAUGUACAGUGUGCAAGAUUGAACAAAAGUAAUUAUAUUUAUGUAUGACGACUGCGAAAUAUUCUGUUAUAACUUCCUGUUUCAUGUUUAAAGUGCAUAAAACAUUAUUUAACAUGACUUUAAAAAACAUGACGAAAAAAUACGAAAGUUCAUUUUAAAGAAAAUGAUGCCAUGAUUACGGGCAUACAAGGUCAUGAUGAUUUCAAUAGCUUUUAUUAUGCUUUAACGGCUAAAUAUUAUCAACAGUAUCUGUAAAGAUCAUGCACCAUUUUUCGAGUAAGAUAAAAUGCCCAUUCUUCUGUUUGAUUAGAAAAUGGUGGCAAAAGGAAGAGAUUGAAAGAUUAAAUGUCGUGAAUAGUGUGCUUAUAUAUCAUAUUUGUAGAAAUCGCAUUCUAUUUUAUUUAUUUUCAUGUCAAAAUAAAAGAUCAGUAAGAUUUAAAAA